AUGCCUCCUGAUCGUAGCUUGCAAUGCAGAGGCAGGCAACUAUGGCAGUAGGAGCGACGGGUCGUGCGAUGAGCGCGAUGAGCAUUCGAGGUCUUAGAUCCUUCAUGCUCAGCAGCUUGCAGUCAAGGACAUACUCCCUUGCUAGCUGGAGGUCGAACUUGAACCUCUCACCCGGGUUCGCUGCCCUCUCCCCCUCCUUUGCCGUUACGAAGAACCCCCUUCAUGCCCUGCCGUCUGCUCCUGCGCUCCCAUCCGCUGGUCGCUCGUUUUUCUCCUGGUUGGGAGGCCAGAAAGACGGAGCCAGCAAAGAUUUCUCGCAGGAGGAAGCGAAAAAAGCGAUCGAUGGGGGAGGCAUCCUUCUUGACGUGAGGAGGAUUGAUGAAUUCUAUACUGGCCAUGCCAAAAUCGCAGUGAACAUUCCCCACGAAGUGCUGGGAGCACGUAUCAACGAAGUACACAAGCUUACCCAGAACGACUUCCAGAAGGCAAUCGUAGUACACUGCAGGUCGGGGGCGAGGUCCGCAGUGGCCAAGCGAAUUCUUGAAGAAAAUGGCUACAAGAACGUUUUGAAUCUGGGAGGAAUCUCAGACGUGAUGGCCACGUUUGAGAUGGCAUAAGGGCAGCGAGAGAACAGGUUUCGGCUUUCCUGGUAUGCCAUAAACAGUUUCCGGUGGGGUAAAAUCUUUUCGUUUCAUG
Messenger RNA from Guillardia theta CCMP2712, 696 nucleotides. RefSeq lists its product as hypothetical. The transcript is spliced from 2 exons. The record is from RefSeq and is a predicted model, not a curated record. The coding region runs from base 24 to 617 and encodes 197 amino acids. Lineage: Eukaryota; Cryptophyceae; Pyrenomonadales; Geminigeraceae.